Messenger RNA from Hemicordylus capensis (graceful crag lizard), 2644 nucleotides. RefSeq names its product SRY-box transcription factor 3 (gene SOX3). The coding region runs from base 16 to 1467 and encodes 483 amino acids. Gene Ontology annotation, molecular function: RNA polymerase II cis-regulatory region sequence-specific DNA binding; DNA-binding transcription factor activity, RNA polymerase II-specific. The transcript has a single exon. Gene Ontology annotation, biological process: cell differentiation; negative regulation of transcription by RNA polymerase II; positive regulation of transcription by RNA polymerase II. The record is from RefSeq and is a predicted model, not a curated record. NCBI's taxonomy places the organism in Eukaryota, Metazoa, Chordata, Lepidosauria, Squamata, Cordylidae.
UCUCCAUUUAAAUGUAUGCAAUUUCGCGGCGGGGGGCAAAGGAAGAGAUGUUGGGGUGCGCAGAGGAAAGAGGAGCCCCACCUCCAGAAAAAGUUGCAACUUUGGACGGGGCGGGGGGGGGAGGAAGCAGCCUGCUCCGUCACCCUGCGUCAGGGGCCCGGCUGGCUCUGCGCGCUGAUUGGCCGCCCUCUUCUCAUUUAUAGCCCGUCAAUCAUCUGCCCCCCGAGAGAAAGAGCGAAGCGUUCAGAGGGGCCGGAGGGAGCGCGCGUGCGAGCUUGGACAGGCGUCGGAGAAGCAGGCAGCCGUCGGAAGAGGGCGGGAGACUCGCCUUUCUGCGUCUCCCAGCGGCUGAGCAGCACGCCGCGGGGGCCGGUGAGCCUGGGCCGAGCUUGGGGUCCAUUUCCUUGCCUGAGUGACCCCCCCUACCUGGCAGCCACGCUGGCGCAUCUCCUGUCCGCCCCGGCCAUGUAUAGCAUGUUGGAGGGCGAACUCAAGCCCCCGCAGCCGAAUCCUGGCGGGAACUCGGCUGGAACCGGCGGCCCGGGGAGCAACAGCAAAGGCGUCGGAGGUGGUGGCGGUGGAGGAGGUGGAGGCGGCGGCGGCGGAGGCGGCGCGACGGACCAGGACCGGGUGAAGCGGCCCAUGAACGCCUUCAUGGUGUGGUCGCGGGGCCAGCGGCGCAAGAUGGCCCAGGAGAACCCCAAGAUGCACAACUCGGAGAUCUCCAAGCGCCUGGGCGCCGACUGGAAGCUGCUGAGCGACUCGGAGAAGCGGCCCUUCAUCGACGAGGCCAAGCGGCUCCGCGCCGUCCACAUGAAGGAGUAUCCGGAUUACAAAUACCGGCCCCGUCGGAAGACCAAGACGCUGCUCAAGAAAGACAAGUACUCGCUGCCGGGCAACCUGCUGGCCCCCGGCGGCGGCGGCGGCGGCGUGAGCAGCCCCGUCGGGGUGGGCCAGCGCCUGGACUCGUACGCCCACAUGAACGGCUGGCCCAACGGCGCGUACGCCUCGCUGAUGCCCGAGCAGCUGGGCUACAGCCAGCACCCGGCCAUGGGCAACGCGCAGCUGCAGCCCAUGCACCGCUACGACGUGAGCGGCCUCCAGUACAGCCCCAUCAUGUCCAGCUCGCAGCCCUACAUGAGCGCCGCGGCCGCCGCCUCCACCUAUAGCAUGUCGGCGGCCGCCGCCGCCGCCUACGGGCAGCAGGCGUCCGGCCACGCCAUGAGCUUGGGGACUAUGGGCUCGGUGGUGAAAUCCGAGCCCAGCUCGCCGCCGCCGGCCAUCGCCUCUCACUCCCAGCGCGCCUGCUUGGGCGACUUGCGGGAUAUGAUCAGCAUGUACCUGCCCCCGGGGGGAGACGCGGCCGACCCGUCGACGCUGCAGGGCACCCGGCUACACAGCGUCCACCAACACUACCCUAGCGCCGGGACUGGCGUCAACGGGACCGUACCGCUGACUCAUAUCUAGCCGCGCGGGUCCCUCUAAGGUCUCCCCCGCCCCACAAGACGCUGACACCCGUCGGGGGCCCCGGAUGCCAGCCAGGCACGGACUUCUCCCAAACUCGCCUCCGCACGUCUAGGCGGUACCCCGAGGGUGGCCACCGAACCCGCCUCUGCCGCUUUAACUUCCACGCCACCGAAGUUUUUGGUGGGGGGGAGGGAGGAGGGCGCAAAGCGAGGACAAAGGGACUUUCCCCACGAACUGGUCGAAGGAGAUCUCCUUCUCUCCCCCCCCCCCCAAAUCGCCUUUUUUGUUAUAUGUGUAAAAGUGAAUUUACUUGUCUGAAUAGAGCACAAAUUAUUUCUAACGGGAGCCGCUGUGAGAUUCUCUUUUCUCCCUCGCCCCAACCCCAAGAUCUACAGCAGGUUUCUGGAUAAGCUUUGGGGAGGGGGGGGUGUCUGGUAUUUUAACUUGGGGGGGGUUGCUUUUUUAAGAGAGAGGACUUCGGGAGGUUCUUAAUGGUGGAGUUGGGUCACCGGCCUACAUCUUAAAUGUUUACAUUUUUGUUGGGGAGGGGUGAAAGGUUCUUCCCGCCCAUCCUUUAUAAUCCUUCCUGAGGUCUUAUGGUUUGUUUUUAAAAAAUAAAAAUCUGUAAAUGCCUUUUCUCUAACAAUCUCGAUUGUAGUUCACACGAACAUCUGGGCUCAACUGGCUCCGGCUUCACUCCUACCUUUUCUCGGGAGUCGGUUCCUCUUGAAAUCUGGGGAGGCUUACUCCCAAGUAAACCUGCUUCAGAGGAAAGGAAGCUAAUUCCGCUCGGACGGGGCGUUCAACUAAGGUGCCUACUAGUACGCACGACUGAGCCGUAUGUGUGAACGGGAGUGAAUUCGAAUCUAAUGGACUUAAUGGAAAAGUCCUGUGCGAUCUUUUUUCCUUCCUUGAAAGAAGAGGCGUAUAACUUAAGGGGGGGGGGUAUUCUGGUUUUAAUUCUUGGCGCUUGUACAUUUUUGUAAAUUUUCUUUUCUGAAUUUGAUCGUGGGAUAGUUUGGAGAACAUAUCGGCCCCACGGAUCGGGCGGUUUACGUUUGUUGUCUGUCGGGUUUCUUUGAAGAGAUCUUGCCUCUCCUCGAUUCCCCUUCCUUCCUCCCCUCAAAGAAAAAAAAAACUUUAAAAGAGGACAAUAAAUUUUAUAACAGGCGCUUCA